Radiomyces spectabilis is the source of this 339-nucleotide messenger RNA. RefSeq lists its product as uncharacterized. Lineage: Eukaryota; Fungi; Mucoromycota; Mucoromycetes; Mucorales; Radiomycetaceae. Bases 45 to 233 code for a protein of 62 amino acids. The transcript is spliced from 3 exons. The record is from RefSeq and is a predicted model, not a curated record.
GUUAUUCUUUCGACACCUUCGAUUCUUUUGUUCAGUUCAUCGUCAUGUCGCUCGUCAACCGACCUAACCACGUCCUCGCCAACCAGCGUUACUUCCAGGCUCCCUCCAACCAGCUCUUGUUCAUGCGUGGUCCCAGAGACAAGCUCUUCGUCUACGGUACUUUCCUCGUCUUGGGUACUGGUCUCGUUGGUGCCCUCUGGGGUGCUGGCCGCAUGAUUCGCGGUGAAAAAUAGAUAUAAAAUGUAUAUGAAGUAAACUCAAUCCUUUUUAGAACUGUCAUCUCAUUUAGAGAAGAAAACAAUUGUUUGUGUAAAAUUAUUUAUUUUCACUGACGUGCAG